Molecule: messenger RNA, 1377 nt
Organism: Solenopsis invicta (red fire ant)
Lineage: Eukaryota; Metazoa; Arthropoda; Insecta; Hymenoptera; Formicidae
Product: histone H2A
Exons: 3
Coding region: 218-625 (135 amino acids)
Cellular component (GO): nucleosome
Molecular function (GO): structural constituent of chromatin; DNA binding; protein heterodimerization activity
Source: RefSeq, a predicted model, not a curated record
GCAAACGAACAAUCGCCGCCAAAAUAUCCGACAGUGCAUGCGCGUGAUCGUCGUGGUUGCGCGGGCCGCGGCUUUCAUUCGGCUUUCGGAGCUCAGUGUCGGUGUGUCGACGUGAAACUAUACGUAUACGCAUCUUCCUAUCUAUCUUGCACUCCCUCCCCGUCUCUCCCUCACGCGAGGAAAAAAAGCAAACGCUCGAAGACUUAGCGACGAAAACAUGUCUGGACGUGGCAAAGGCGGUAAGACCAAGGGGAAGGCGAAGACCCGCAGCAGCAGGGCAGGUCUACAGUUUCCUGUAGGGAGGAUUCAUCGUCUCCUCAGAAAAGGUAACUACGCAGAGCGCGUCGGUGCCGGUGCACCGGUCUAUCUCGCCGCCGUGAUGGAAUAUUUGGCGGCCGAAGUGCUCGAGUUGGCAGGAAACGCCGCCAGGGACAACAAAAAGACUAGGAUAAUCCCUCGUCACUUGCAACUGGCCAUUCGCAAUGACGAAGAAUUGAACAAAUUGUUGUCCGGAGUGACUAUUGCUCAAGGUGGAGUCCUGCCUAAUAUCCAAGCAGUACUGCUGCCAAAGAAAACUGGCACCAGUGGAUCUGGCAAGGGCGACAAGGCGUCGCAGGAAUAUUAGAUUUAUUAUAACUUUUAAUAACCAUAACUCUAGAGACAUGCCUUUGUUUCUUAAAACAAUCGAAGAAAGAAGAAUGAAUGUCUACAGAUCUGUGCGACAGGGUGGGAUUUUACAUAAUUCUGGAGAUAAUAAUGUAGAGUUUGAUAAACAUUACAUCAUCACAUUAAAUUCCUUAUUAUUUCAUCAUUUUCACAAAUCCAGAUCUGUGAACAUAAUCUUUUUUUUUAUUGACAACUACUGGCCUACAGUCAAAUUUUUGUAUUUUAGAAAGCUAGAUGAAGCUAUCAUUUCAAUGUAUACUCUUUUUUUUUAAGUCCUGUCCAAAACACUGUUGAAAAUAUCAUUACCAUCUUGAAGUGUAUUUGAUACUGAAUUAUAUGUUGGUUGAAGUGCGUGAACAAUAAUUCUAAACUUCUGUCCCGAUUUUAAUGCCACACGCGAUAUAUGACAGUUAUUUUAUUUAAAAACUUGUUACAGUUACACAUUCUUUUUUGCACGCAUACAUAUAUAUUCACAUCUUCUGUGUUUUUUUCCAAGUUUUAAUUUUUUUCUUUUGCGUCAUUAAUUUAUUCUAAUUUUUCCAUAUCUUAUUAAAUAAAAAUUUGAAAAUUAUAAAAACGCUUGAAUGUUUUUGUUGAAUGUAAACGAUAUUUAAUGCAAAAAUAAAUAGUAUUGCGUCCCUACAUGAAGUUUAAUUCACAAGUGUGUAAUCCUUUUAGAUUUAUAAAAAUAAAACUUCGUUACAGAAAGAA